AUGGACAAAGGAACAGGUUCCCUUGAAGAAACUCCAACAUGGGCUGUCUCUAUAUUUUGUUUGUUUUUCUUUAUCCUGGCUUUUGCCAUCGAUGCAGGUCUUCACAGCCUAACCAAGUUUCUUAGCGGGGGGAAAAGAAAAUCGCUCAAUAAAGCUCUGGAAAAGUCUAAAACUGAAAUGAUGAAGAUGGGUUUGAUAUCAUUGCUUCUAACAAUAUCAGAAGUACCAAUAUCAAACAUCUGUGUCAGCCAAAGCGUUGCAAAAUCGUUUCGUCCAUGCAAAGAUCCUGUGGACUACUCUGCAAAACCAGCUGUUUCAUCAUCGGCCACUCAACUUUCACGCUCCGAGUCUAAUUCCUCCCUUUCUGUGGAAUAUCCUACUCAAAAUUACUGUGAGUCAAAGGGGAUGGUUUCUCUGAUUUCGAAGGAAGGAGUGUUGCAGCUAAAUAUCUUCAUCUCUGUGUUGGCUGUAUUUCAUGUUCUCUACUGCAUCAUUACAAUGUUUCUAGGAAUUGCCAAGACAAGGAGAUGGAAAAGUUGGGAGGAAGAGACGCAGACCCUGGAAUAUCAAAUUGCUAAUGAUCCGAGGAGGUUCCAAUAUAGCGAGCAAACUCUAUUUGGGCAACGGCAUUUGAAGUUCUGGAGCAAUCACACAUUCUUGCUCUGGCCCGUUUGUUUGGUCCGACAAUUCACUGGAUCAGUCUCCAAAGUAGAUUACCUCACUCUUCGAAACGGGUUCCUUAUGGCCAAUGUUGCAGAAGGCAGCAACUUCAACUUCCAGAAAUUCCUUACCAGAGCUUAUGACGAUGAUUUUGAGCAGGUGAUGGGAAUUAGAUUCUGGAUCUGGAUCUUCUCCGUUCUUUUCAUAUUCUUGAGCGCAGACGUGUUUUAUAACUACUACUGGCUACCUUUCAUUCCUCUAGUGAUUGUUCUUGUUGUGGGCGCUAAGCUGGAAGUCAUAAUAAGCAAAAUGUGUAUAGAGAGUUUCAAGGACAAUCCUGUUAUCAGAGGAAGUUUUAUAGUGAAGCCCAAAGAUGAUCUUUUCUGGUUUGGCCGGCCUAAUUGGCUUCUUAAUCUCCUCCAAUUCGUCCUAAUCCAGAACUCCUUUCAACUUGCAUUCUUCACAUGGACAUGGUUUGAGUAUGGCCAAAGAUCUUGCUUCCACCGUACAAAAGAGGACAUUGCCAUUACAAUUACAAUGGGAGUCGUUGUGCAGUUCCUCUGUGGUUAUGUCACCUUACCGCUUUAUGCACUUGUUACGCAGAUGGGUUCUGGCAUGAAGCAAGCAGUAUUUACAGAGACUGUAGUUAAAGGCCUAAACAACUGGCACAGGAAUGCUAGACGAAGUCUAUCAAGGAAUAGAUCUACUUCAACACGGCGCUCUUCUAAUUCAUCACUGUCUGACAUCAGAGACUUUGCAAUUGAUUCAGACCAACAAACUAAAAACAUUGUAGAGUACGAACACCUUCCUAAAACUCCAACAAUUACUCGCACCAGUGAUGACAGUACUAGUACCACUAGCCCUGAAAUAGUAGAAGAUCAGGAAGUCCCAAAAAAUCCCAUUAAAGAUCAAAACCACCCAGAUAGAGUCAGUUUAUCAAAUAAUCAAGAAGUGAAAAUGGUGGAAGGGAAUCGCAAGAUCGGAACUGUUGCCUAUGAUGGUGAGAUCUCUUUCGGUAGCAGCUGGAAAAAGUUGGGAAAUGGUAAGGAAAUUGGAGAAGUUAAUUCAAUUAUUGAAGAAGAUGCAUCGACUAUAUUGACCAACGUUGAUUUGUAAGAUAUAUAUGUAUAUCUUGUAAUUUCCUUCUCUCUUAUAAUGAUAAAUAUGACUUUAUUAAUCAAAUCAAACUGAAGGAUA
Ziziphus jujuba (common jujube) is the source of this 1857-nucleotide messenger RNA. Its product is annotated as MLO-like protein 12. Gene Ontology annotation, biological process: defense response. NCBI's taxonomy places the organism in Eukaryota, Viridiplantae, Streptophyta, Magnoliopsida, Rosales, Rhamnaceae. The transcript has 14 exons. The record is from RefSeq and is a predicted model, not a curated record. Bases 1 to 1776 code for a protein of 591 amino acids. Gene Ontology annotation, cellular component: membrane.